This is a messenger RNA of Sceloporus undulatus (fence lizard), 3323 nucleotides long. RefSeq names its product mRNA decay activator protein ZFP36-like. The transcript has 2 exons. Lineage: Eukaryota; Metazoa; Chordata; Lepidosauria; Squamata; Phrynosomatidae. Gene Ontology annotation, molecular function: mRNA binding; metal ion binding. The record is from RefSeq and is a predicted model, not a curated record. The coding region runs from base 142 to 1248 and encodes 368 amino acids.
CCCAGCUGGGCGCAAGGGCUGCAAUUGCAAAGCCAGCCAGCGAAAGAGGCGGCUGCUGCUGCUGCUGCUCCCAGGAGCCAGGCACUCAGGGCAGGUCUUGCAGAGCAGGGCAUCUCUGGAACCCAGCACCCGCCAGCAGCCAUGAGCUCCAUCCUGGACGUCAAUACUCUCUAUCAGAACUUGCUCAAUCUGUCACUGAGCGAAGAGCAGGACGUGUCAGGGCCGCAUCUCUCUCGGCGCCACUCUGCCUGUUCCUCGGACACGCCGUACAGCAGCAGCAGUGGAGACCCUUCUCCUGUGUGGCCCCUCCGCAGUCACUGGAGCCCGGCCACUGAGCAGCUUCGCCCCCUGGGAGACCCGGGACGGCGUCCUCCAUUGCGACCCGAUCGUUCAGUCAGCCUCAUUGAAGGGAAGGCCCUCCCUCCGCCUCCACCGCCGGGCUUUCCACCUCUCCGUCUGCCCUCUCUGGCUCCGGCACCAUCUUCCCGCUACAAGACGGAGCUGUGCCGCACCUUCAGCGAGACGGGCAAGUGCAAGUAUGGGGCCAAGUGUCAGUUUGCCCAUGGCACCGCCGAGCUCCGCUCCGUCAGCCGCCACCCCAAGUACAAGACGGAGCUGUGCCACAAGUUCUACCUCCACGGGGAGUGUCCCUAUGGUUCCCGGUGCCACUUCAUCCACUAUCCCGAAGAGGCCCAGUUCCACUCAGCGUCCUCUUCGUCCUCCUCAUCGCCACAGCUUCUCCGCCAAAGUGUCAGCUACUCCGGGGUGCCGACCGCCCGCCGCUCUUCACCUCUGCCCAGCAUCCCUGACCCGGCCUCCUUCGCCCGAGCACCCUCCGUCUCACCUCCACCGGCCUCCUCCAGCGACCUUCUCUCCCCUACUUUCAGCCACCUGAACUCUGACCCUCUUUCCCUCCUUUCCACUUUGAGUGAAUCGCUUCCCACCCCGGUAUCUGGAGGGUGCUGUUCCUGCCGUUGUGGUGGCGGGAAGCCGGCCAACCUGGUAUCCCCUUUCCAGAACCAUCGAGACUACUUCGCCGCCGCCCCUGGGACUCCUACCACGUCCACGGCUUCCCUCCUGCCUCGGACCCCGUCCUCCAACUCUCUCUCCGACCCGGAGUCCUACAGCAGCUCCAGCAGCCUCAGUGGUUCCGACUCGCCCGUUUUCGACAUGCAAGCCCCCGGUGGGCCGACAGCGGGGAGCGCCCACAGGUUGCCUAUCUUCAACCGGAUCUCUGUCUCCGAGUGAGCUGCCCAUGGACUCGAGAGGGGUGUCUAUGAACAUUGAGUUUUUCUUGUCAUUGUUGUCACUGCAGUGUAAGGGGAGGCAGGUUUAACAUUGCACACCUGUCUCUAUAGGGAGAGGGUGGGCCUUCUUGCUCCGUCCUCCCCGAUCGAUGCCCAGGUGGCAUCUUUGGAGCAGCGCCUGCUCCAGGUAUUUAAGCCAGGGUGAUGUCUAUCCCUGGCAGUGCACUAUCAGGUCCUUGGCAGACCUAAGAGAGCUCGGGAGGGCUUUUUCUCCCCCUUCUUUUUCCUGCCUUAGCGCAUCUGAGUGCCUUUCAGGAAAUCCAAAUUCAUUCUGAUUUGUCAUAUUCCUCUCCUUCUGAGAUUUAGUGCCUUAAGGGUUGUGUUGUAUUGCCGUGGUUAGCAAUGCGCGGGCCAUUGCCUUUGGAGAGUGGGCCAAGUUCUUUUUUGCCGUGCUCCAAGAGUUUAGCCAAGAGUUAUCAUUUGGACAGCUGUUUUUUUUGUCUUUCUUUCUUGGUUCUAGAUUUUUUUAUUUAAAAACAAAGCUUUUUGGAAUUUUAAAAUACCUUGUUGCUUAAAUAACAUACUGUGAAUACCCUCCCCUUCCCUCAUCUUUUACCAAAAAGUUGAGAACUUUGGGUCAGGAAUGGGGUGACUGCGUUUUUAAUCUCUUUCCCCACUUGCAAUUCUCUCUCUCUCUCUCUUUCUUUCCAUCCCUAAGCAUUUGAAAUGUUAAAAACAACCUUGCAAGGUAGUGAUCAUCUCCCUGACACCUCGCCAGGCCUUGUGGUCUCCUCUGGAGGAAUCCACUGGGUCUCAGUUGCAACCACUCCUCCGAAUAUCUCAUCGUUUUCAGUCCUAGAGAUUGAGAUUGAGACGCCUUUGGAGUCAAGCCUUCAAUCCAGAGCAUACUGUUGAAUGCAAAGCAUUGCUCCAAUUUCAACCUGGAUCAACCAGAAAGAAUAUUUCUUUUUGUCCAGAGCUGGGCUGGAUGAGACUUCCAAACUGAGGGAGCUUAUGAUCAUUCCUUGGGAUAUUUGGCUCUGAUUCAGGGUUUGUGUCAUCCGAAAAAUCCCCUUCUCCGAGAAUUCAGAUUCCUCCACUUUGCCCGUCCUCUUUCACUUACUUGAAAGAAUUGGGAAGAGAACUCCCAGAUAAUUUGGGAAUUCUUGAAAUUGUUGCAGUCUGAUGUGGUUGUUUUUAAUGAAACAGAUUUGCAAUGCCAAUAAUGUGGAGAUAAAGAGUUGGAGGCAUUUGGAAUUCACCGGAGAAAGGAUUCAUUAUCAAAAGAGAAAAGCCAAGUCUUGAUUUUAGGAGACUUAACCAUGAAUCAAUUCCUGAAUAAAUCCAGCCGAUUGCAAAUAUUGAUGGCAAACUUGCAAAUGUUGCUUUUGUUUUUAAACGGGCUGCAAAUUCCCAUUAUUUCCUAGGAUUCUAGGCAUUUGCAAUCCAAAAAAAGGCAAAAUUUCCAAGCUUGUUCUAAAUUAACUGUGCACUCUCUAAGUUAGCACAUACUUUGCGCUGCUGAGUAUCAUCAACCAAAGAACAUCAGUCCUCAAUAGCAACCACAAAAGGGAGUCAAGAGAGAGUCAAGUGUGCCUUUUUUUUCCUUUUCCUUUUAUAAAUCUGUGUCAAAAUGCUAACCACCUGCAUAUAAUUAUUGCAGCGUUAAUAUGUGUGCGUGUGUUGCUGUUCUGGAAAACAAAGAAAGGAAACCCUUCAUGUUUACCGUGCAACGAGGCGAUGCGCAAAACCAAAAUAUCAACUAUUUAUAGACUCUUAUUUAUUCAAACAGAUUUUAUAUUGUAUUUAUCUUUUUUUGUAAUAUUCCAAAAUAAUAUAUAAUAUAAUUAUAUAUAAAUAUAUAUAUAUAUAUAUAUAUUGUGUGUGAAAUAUGGAAGAAGUGACAUUGUGCAAAAAAAACAUAUUAUAAUAAUGAUUGUUUCAAAAAAGGUUGGGGUUUUCCCCCCCUAAUUCUCCAUUUGAAACAGAAAGUUUCCUAUGUCUGAUAGAAAAUUGCUGAUGAAAAUAAUUGGUGCAGCAGAUAAUUAUUCAGAAUAAUAAAUAUGAAGCUCGGAA